AUGGUACGAAACAGUCUUGUUUCGUUAUUCAAUCAUUGUUCCCAUAUGGCAACAUUUUUGAUUAAUGGUACAACGAAAAACAAGCCACGUCUCGAUUGUGAUGGAUAUUCUUACAUCAUGGAUCGAUCGACAAAUGAUAAAACCUAUUGGCGGUGUAUAAAGUAUUCUUCAGAUUGCUGUCGCUCUCGCCUUCAUACCUGUAUUUUAACUAAUACUAUUGUAAAACCACCGAGUGAGCAUAUUUGCAAAGUUGAUGGUACAACACUCCAACUUAGAAUGUUCAAUGAACAUGUUGCACAUCGUGCUGUCAAUACUCAAGAAACACCUGACAUCAUCGUCACAAACUGCUAUAAAGGUAUGUUCGAUCCAUCGAUUGCUCGUUUACCAGUGCGUGAUAAUAUUAAGCGUCGAAUAAGAAUGUUGCGGCAGAAUAAUCGAGUGGUGAAAGAACCGAACGAUCCAAACUUCUCUUCGGUUCCUCUCUCAUUAACGAAAACCAUACGAAACGAUCAAUUUCUUCGCUGUGAUACAGGACCAGGGGAAGACAGAAUCUUAAUGUUCGCUAGUGACGAACAAGCCGAUAAUUUGCAAGAUACGGAAGAAUUUCUCGUCGAUGGAACAUUUAAAAUCGUUCCUGAGAUAUUUUAUCAGCUACAUAUCAUUCAUGGUGUCUUUCGUGAUCAUGUAGUACCAUUAAUUUACGCUUUAUUACGUCAAAAAAAUACGGAAACAUAUCAACGUCUUAUCAAUGAAAUACUCAAGAUUGCUCCUCGGUGGUCUCCACGUUCUAUUAUGAUAAACUUUGAGCAGGCUUCCAUUGGUGCUUUUCAAGCAGCAUUUCCUAAUGUUUCAGUAUCGGGAUGUUAUUUCCAUUUAAGAAAAAGUCUUCAUAGAAAAAUUCAGGCGAUAAGAAACUUAAAAUGGCUCAAUGAUCUAGUGUCUUAA
This is a messenger RNA of Rotaria socialis, 945 nucleotides long. The record is from the annotation of a GenBank genome assembly. Lineage: Eukaryota; Metazoa; Rotifera; Eurotatoria; Philodinida; Philodinidae.